Molecule: messenger RNA, 4355 nt
Organism: Phyllostomus discolor (pale spear-nosed bat)
Lineage: Eukaryota; Metazoa; Chordata; Mammalia; Chiroptera; Phyllostomidae
Product: putative olfactory receptor 52P1
Exons: 1
Coding region: 393-1385 (330 amino acids)
Biological process (GO): G protein-coupled receptor signaling pathway
Cellular component (GO): membrane
Molecular function (GO): G protein-coupled receptor activity; olfactory receptor activity
Source: RefSeq, a predicted model, not a curated record
AAGGGAAGGGAAGGGAAGGGAAGGGAAGGGGAAGGGGAAGGGGAAGGGAAAGGGAAAGGUCUAAUAUCUUCCUUUGAGUACAAUAGGCCUUAGAUAUAAAACAACUUUAAUUUAUUUAAAUGCUUAUUUGAGCCUUUUCUCACAUUCAUUAAUUUUAUUUAACAAGUAUGUUGUGUCAGGCACUAGUCAAAGUUCUUUACAAAUAUUAACCUGUACAAUUCUCUUAACAACCCUAAGGAAUGAUACUAUUAUUAAUCCCAUUUUAUAGAUGAUGAAGAUUGCCUAAUAUUAUACAGCUAAUAGCUAACAAGUGUUACUCUAGUCUCAUCAUAUCCCUGUUCGGUGUUGUCUCUUCAGGUUAUCUGAUACAGUGGGACAGUUUCUGAUCAGAAAUGCUCCUCAGAACUCCUGGCCAAAUCAUGGAGUCUCCUAAUCACACUAACCUGGACCCUUCUCUUUUCUUCCUCCUGGGCAUCCCAGGCCUGGAACAGUUCCACCUGUGGCUCUCACUUCCUGUAUUCUGCCUGGGCACAGCCACAAUUGUGGGCAAUAUAAUCAUCCUGGUUGUUGUUGCCACUGAACCAGCCCUGCACAAGCCUGUGUACCUGUUUUUGUGUAUGCUCUCAACCAUUGACUUGGCUGCCUCCUUCUCCACAAUUCCCAAGCUAUUGGCCAUCCUCUGGUGUGGAGCUGGACACAUCUCUGCCUCUGCCUGCCUGGCACAGAUGUUUUUCAUUCAUGCCUUCUGCAUGAUGGAAUCCACUGUGUUGCUGGCCAUGGCCUUUGACCGCUAUGUGGCCAUUUGCCACCCACUUCGCUAUACCACUAUCCUCACUGACACCAUUAUUGCCCGAGUUGGAGUGGUAGCUAUGGUGCGGGGCUCCAUGCUCAUGCUCCCAUGCCCCUUCCUCAUUGGACGUUUAAGCUUCUGUCAAAGCCAUGUGAUCCCACACACAUACUGUGAGCACAUGGCUGUAGUAAAGCUGGCCUGUGGAGAUACUAGGCCUAACCGUGUAUAUGGACUGACUGCGGCACUAUUGGUCAUUGGGGUUGAUUUGUUCUGUAUUGCUCUCUCCUAUGUCUUCAUUGCACGAGCUGUCUUUCGCCUCUCAUCUCAUGAAGCUCGAUCCAAGGCCCUAGGGACCUGUGGUUCCCAUGUCUGUGUCAUCCUAAUCUCUUACACACCAGCACUCUUCUCCUUUUUUACCCAUCGUUUUGGCCACCAUGUUCCACUCCAUAUUCACAUUCUUUUAGCCAAUGUCUAUCUGCUUUUCCCACCUGCUCUUAAUCCUAUGGUGUAUGGAGUUAAGACCAAAGAGAUUCGAGAGAGGGUUGUCAGGGUAUUUCAAAGGGGGCAGGAAACUGGGGUCAAGGCAUUUGAGUGAUCCAGGAGUAUGGAAUGGACUUAGUCCAAAAGAAAAGAAGCUUUUUAAGAUUAAAUAAUCCUCAGUAUUUGAGAUUGGAAAGUGGUUUUAAUAGGGUGAUGAUGGUUUCCACAGUACUUUCUAGAUCAUUUCCAAGGUUAACAAAUCACAGAAAAGGUCAGGUUGGUUGAGCAUUGUUAUCUUCAAUCUAAGAAGCUGUAACAUUGAAAAAUUCUUACAACCUGGGUUAGAAGAGCCUCUGCAUAGUCAUAGAAAAUUUCCUCAGUUCUUGGCCCUCUCCCACUACAGAAAGCAUGGCUUUCUAACUUCACACUUUAGGCUAUAUUUUGCCAUCUGCAAGGAUCAAAAGAUGGGACCAUAAUGCCACAGAGAAAGAAACUAGAGCUGCAAGACACAUCAUUUUGCUUAAUUUCCAUAUUUCUCCAUCAGAGCUUGAAACCAAGAAGAAGAAACAAUAACCAUAAUAUUAGCUAGUGGCAGAGCAAGGGUUUGAAAACUAUGAUCUCUUGGUACAGACCAGUAGGAGUUCUAUGGGUGAGAUCAUAGGAAAAGUCAGAAAUAACUCUUAUUUGUAAACUUAACAUAUUCAUCCCAUGUUUAUAUUUCUGUUUCUAUCAUCUAGGGAAGCAAACUAAGUUCAAGUGACUUGGAUACCACUCCCUGAUAAACAAUUUCCAAAUAUUCUUAUGCAUUUGCACAACUGGUGGGGACCUGCAGAAGUUACUGACUUCUAUCUCCUGAAACUGUGAAGGAUGAUCACUUACCUAAAUCAAUCAGAGAGGGAAGUCUUUGCCAUUCAUUUUUCUAUUUAUUUAUAAAAAAGAAGGGUUAAAUGUAUCUUAGUCUCUCAAUCCUAGUUAACCCUGUGUAGGGGAAAGUUCUUAAUUGUACCUGUGACAUUGAGAUUGGAAAGCAGUUAUUAUAAAUACUGAUCCUUCUAUUUUCUAAAAAGAAAAGGUUUAUAAAAUUGACCGAAUACAUUGAAUUAAAAAAUAAGCAUUGAAAUUUUCAAUUUAUUCACAGUAUACACUGUCUGCUUGUCACCCUUUCAGUAGGCCACUCCAUAUGUUAGGUGAAGGAGACACAAAAAUCCCCUGCUAGAAAUUCAGAGACCCUCCACUGUUGGAGAUGUCAGUCCUGAGGGCAGAACACUAAGGACCAUAUUUUUAAAGUUUCCAUUCUCAGGAAUAUAAAUGUUUUAACUGUGUUAUUUUAUAUCAGUGGGGAUAGAUAGUUUGCAAAUAUUAGAAUUCAAUAAAAUAGAUAGAACACUGUCUUUCAAAGAAAAUAUAAUUAUUAUACUGUUUUAUAAGAAGAUUGCCAGUGCAUGGGCUGGUACUGUUUUUAAAUAACUUCACAUUCUAAUCUUCAAAUUGAAAUAUUCUUAACAUAUUUUUAAUAAUUUUAAACACCAUAAUUUAGCAAUUUAAUUUAUUUUUAUGCUUCAAAUUGGUCACCUUGAUAGCACACACACCCUACAACCCUAACUCUGGAACAAUUUCUGUACCCUGUGUCAUAAGUUCCUAAUACUCUCUUUGUGGAGCACAUCUGAACAAAGUAUACAGAUAUGCAGAUUGCAAGCACAAUUUGUACAUAAUCCACAUUUUAACUGGGAUGUCAUUGCUAUAUGACUAUGCUUUUACCUGUUGCAUAUUUUGCAAUAAUAAGAUCUUUUAAAAAAUAUACGCAAUCCUCUUAUAUACCUUUUGCCCCUAAUGGUUGCAUAUUCCACUAUUUUUUAUUCCAUAAGAAAAAUGAAAUGAUAGGAAGUAAACUGUCUCAAAUUCUAAUUCUCACACAAACUUUUCACAUCUACAGCCAUUUUUCUUUCUUUAUUACUCUAUUUGUUCAUUACAAAUUCAUUUUUCUAGUCAAGCAAGGUUCUCAAAAUAUGGUCUUGGGAGCUCAGACUAUAUAACACUUACUCCUAUAUCUUGUGUUCACAACCUAUGUGAAUUCAUUUGCUUUUUUACCCAAUAGCAAAAUUUUCAUUUAUCUUAAUGACUUUUCUUUUUAAAGCAAGUUUCUGAAAAAUAUUUUUGGAACUAAUUAUUUCUGCUGUUUGACUCCUAUUUUUUUCCUAUGUUAUAAUCUGGCUUCAACCACAAGUUUAACUUUCCAUUGAAAUACCUGUCUUCAAAGCCACCAGUGACUUUUUGUAAUUGGACUAUGUGACAAUAUAUUGUAUCAUUGGCCAUACCUAAUUCUCUAAAAUCUAUUAGCUACUGCUUCUAUGAUACCACAAGAUCCUAACUUUUAUUCUAUGUCUAUAAUGUUUGUCUUGUCCUCAAAGAAAUUAUAUGAAUCAAAAAGAAAACCUCAGUGAGGUCCAUAAGGAAAAAAUAAUAAUAACAUUUCAAAUUUGAAUGCAAUAAGGCUAGAAAUAAAGGAAUUAAAAAAUCAAUAUCAUUAGUUAUUAGGCAACUGUAAAUUUAAAUGUCAUUGAAAUAUCAGUUUCUCUAAUAAAAUCAAUAUGAACUUCCUAAAGAUAACUUGUUCUUGGCAUGGUCUAGAAUGCAAACUCUUAUACACUGCUAGGGACAUGUUUUAGAUAAAUUAGAAAACUAGCAUGGUGAUUACUGAAAAAUUUAUUACAAAAUUUUUAUUAAAUAAAAUGAAACUAGAAUAUCAAAAGACAGAAAUUUUAAAUAAAUACUAUUCAUCUGUUUAAUAAAAAGUAUGCAGUCUUAAAAAUCCCUCUUUGGAAGAACAGUUAAUGUACUAAUUGUAUACUCUUAAUUGUAAAAAUAGCAAUAUAUGUGGGUAAUGAGAUAACAUUAUUUCUUUUAUCUUAAAGCAUGUACCUGGGCAUAUACUCAUAUUAAUAUAUUUAAUAGAUAUACUAAUAAAUGUUACUUCUCUAGAAGGACAAAAAUAUAUGUUAAAAAGUAAUUUUAAAGAGUAAUUGAAUAAAUGUGUGAAUAAAUCAUUGACAUAAUUUAAAUGUAUUCCACUUGUUUCCCCCAGGGU